This is a messenger RNA of Paramacrobiotus metropolitanus, 1513 nucleotides long. RefSeq names its product actin, clone 302-like. The record is from RefSeq and is a predicted model, not a curated record. The transcript has 4 exons. Lineage: Eukaryota; Metazoa; Tardigrada; Eutardigrada; Parachela; Macrobiotidae. The coding region runs from base 248 to 1435 and encodes 395 amino acids.
AAGACUGCAUUAAAUUAAACGGCACGAGCCGCGUACUUCAGAUAGUACCUACACUUAUCGCAAAUCGUGUCAGUUGUGCAUAAUAUUAUAAUAUUUGAAGCAUGCGCAGAUCGGUAAACAUUAAACAGUCAGCGUAGUACCAUGGUAUGAUUUCAUUGCCAGAUCAGUAAUUUGCAGCAAGCUUCGUUAAUUUGGAAACCCUGUUAAAUUGCUUCUGCUUUGCUACUCCCAAGAGAUUUUUCCCAACAUGGAUAACCUGGCAACAAUCAUCGACAACGGAUCUAGUACUAUCAGAGCAGGAUUUGCUGGAGAUGAAGCGCCACAGCUCAGUUUCUCUACAGUAACCGGACGAACACGGUUUCCUGUGGACGAAUUAGACCAGCAGCUGUACGUUGGCGAUGAUGCACAAUCCAAGCGGGAUCUUUUAGCCAUUCAACACCCCAUUCACCGUGGCGAGAUCACCGACUGGGAAGCCAUGGAAGCUAUUUGGCAGCACACCUUCAACCUUCUCAACGCCAGACCGGAAGACCAUCCAGUCUGCCUAACAGCUGCGCCCCUCACUUCCCGUUAUGCCAAGGAAAAAAUGGCUCAGAUCAUGUGUGAAACUUUUCACGUUCCUGCGCUGCAUAUCGGUAACCAGGGCAUGCUGUCGCUGUACGCUUUUGGUCGCACCAGCGGCGUGAUCGUCGGAUCGGGCGACGGGAUAACUUUCUGUAUGCCGGUGCAUAAUGGGCAGGUUAUUCCGGAGGGCGUCGCCCGGUAUCGGAUUGCGGGAAGUGAUUUAACGCAGCAUCUAAAGAGUUUACUGACCGAGCAAGGAUAUGGAUUUCUUUCAACCGAGGAAGAAAUUGCGCGGGAUAUCAAAGAAAAGCACUGUUAUGUGGCGGCGAAUUUUAACGAGGAGAUGAGCACUUCCAAUCUAGCGCUGUCCAGCAUCGAGGCUGAUUAUGCGAUGCCUGAUGGGCGGAUCAUUCCUCUUCGGCAGGAACGUUUCGUUUGCCCGGAAGCUUUAUUUCAACCGUAUCUAUUAGGAGCGGAAACCAGUGGUAUCCAUAAGGUUAUCUACAAUUCCGUAAUGCAAUGCGAUGCUGCGUUACACGACGAACUUUUCGGUAAUAUCGUGUUGGCGGGUGGCAACACUACGUUACCGGGUUUCACCAAUCGUCUGCAGCGUGAGCUAACCGCACUGCGCAACGAAACAUCAACGGUUGUGUCGUCGGCGGAUGUCAAAGAGUAUGCGUGGGUGCAGAAGGCGGAAGCGAAGGCAGGAACCAACCCGAAGACGGUCCGCGUCAUUUCGCCUCCGGAGGCAAAGGAUUCCGCCUGGUUGGGUGGUGCACUGCUGUGUAGUGUUUCAGGGGAUGAGGCCAUGUGGUUGACCAAGGCCGAAUACGAAGAGGGCGGUCCCUCCGUUGUUCGGCACAAGUUCACGUGAUUUCGAUGUUUUGUCGGGAAAUUAAUUUGCGGUCCAUAUUAAAUUUGGCCUUCAGAAAAGUAAUACUAUUACUACCGU